AUGUUUUACGAUUUGUAUUAUAAGACAACAACUCGUCUCUUAAGCAACCAUUCAAUGGAUAACGCGUUGAGCGAAUCGGUUGUCACCGCCGGAACAGAUGAAGACAACGGACCCACAGCUGUCAAGCGACUUAAGACUGAACCCGAAAACACCGUAACCGAGUCAUCGGCGGUCACACCACUGGUCACCACCGAUACGGCAGUGACGGGCGAAACGGUGGCCGCCGUUGCCGUCGAUAACAAGGAACCGUUCAAACGAAUAAAGUUACACAAAUGGGUUCUUCUUCUUAGCUAUUGUGGACAAAAAUACUUCGGAAUGCAGAGACAGACAGAUAACGACAAGUUUCCCACAAUAGAGUACCGACUCUUUGACGCCCUGUUUAAGAGCGGUCUCAUCGACGAAGAGAAGCUCAACGCCCAACACAUGUGUCAGUUCCAGAGGGCGGCCCGAACUGACAGAGGCGUCAGUGCUAUCAAACAGAUUGUGUCCAUUAAAUUGCCCGUCGAUUUGGAUCAACAUUUAGACACCAUUAACGAACACUUACCCGAAGAGAUCCGUUUGAUGGCCAGCGUUCGGGUGACCAAAAACUUUGACGCCAAGAACUACUGCGACGCCCGAACCUACAGCUAUUUGAUGCCGUCGUACGCCUUGUGUCCGCUCGAUGUCAAGACCACCGAAGACUAUCGUAUCGCCGACGAUGUCGUGAAGCAGUUUAACGAUAUACUGAAGACAUACUUGGGUUCACAUAAUUACCAUAACUUCACGUCAGGCAAAGCCCCGACCGACGCCAGCGCUUACCGAUACAUAGUAUCAAUGGAUUGUUCGCCGCCGUUCCUCAUGAAUGGCCUGGAGUUUGUUGUGGUGCGAGUGCGCGGCCAGUCAUUUAUGUUGCAUCAGAUCCGCAAAAUGAUCGGUUUGGCCAUCGCUGUGAUGCGCGGCAUAACCAACACCGACGCUAUGAUCCGGGCGUUCGCACCGAAACGCAUAGACAUACCGAAAGCUCCCGGUUUGGGACUAUUGCUCGAAGAGGUUCACUACGAGAAGUAUAACGAGAAGUACGGCGGCGAUGGUGUCCACGAACCCAUCGCUUGGGACGAGCGGAAGGACGCGAUCGACGCGUUCAAACACCGGCACAUCUAUCCGGUGAUCGCCAACACCGAGAAGUCGGAGAAGUCUAUGUUUGUGUGGUUACAGACAUUAGUUUUUCACACUUACGACGAACGGAAGCAAAAGGCCAACGAUUUGAACGCACCCGACGCCGAGCCGGCCGUCGACUCGGAUCAGACUGAGUCGGAUCGACCGCCGAGGAGUGCCCUCUGGAGCGCUCACCGCAAUGUUCUCAUAGAAAAUGCCCAAAAAUCUGAAGACAAUACGUCUACGGCUGAUGAGACUAACAAUGGCGUCAAAGUAGAGGAAUUGCCCUCAUCGAUGAACAGCAUUAUACGGCCCGCCGUUCCCUUUCGCAUCUCUGGCCACUCAUUCUGUAUAUAUUGA
Molecule: messenger RNA, 1494 nt
Organism: Medioppia subpectinata
Lineage: Eukaryota; Metazoa; Arthropoda; Arachnida; Sarcoptiformes; Oppiidae
Source: the annotation of a GenBank genome assembly